Hypoxylon trugodes is the source of this 1536-nucleotide messenger RNA. RefSeq lists its product as uncharacterized. The transcript has 2 exons. Bases 91 to 1308 code for a protein of 405 amino acids. NCBI's taxonomy places the organism in Eukaryota, Fungi, Ascomycota, Sordariomycetes, Xylariales, Hypoxylaceae. The record is from RefSeq and is a predicted model, not a curated record.
UAUAAAUUGUACACAAGGCUUUCUUCUACGAUGGUAUAAGAAGAUAGAAAAUUAAAGUUUUAUCUCCAAAGUCCCCUACAAACCUGAGCGAUGGGAAAACCUUCGAGCCCAAAAGGUGGCAAGGCAGCCGAUGCUGUUUCGUUGCACACCAAUCCCGGCGAGAGUUCUAGAGACAAUCAUGGAAACGAUGACCUUGAUGUGCCCGAGACCGCGAUUGACGACUUGCCACCUACCUACCACGACGCCCUAGAGUCAUCCGAAGACGCAUCCCUCCUCCCAUCGACCAUGGCUCCAUCAAAUAGCGCCCCAGUCUAUGCCACACGGCCUUGGGUCGAAGAUGCCACGUUCUCCGAGGAUGUGAAUACAGGCGCACAAUACUGGAUGGCAAGAAGUUUAGAGAACCCGAAGAAUCUCAAAUCGCAUAUCGAGCAUCUCGCCGCUAUCCCCCCUCGACCGUAUAUUAAGCUUGUCGGAACCCAUACCGAAACGACGAGGGAUAGCAAGGGCAAAACGGAGAAAAAUACAAUUACCGAUUUCGACGUCUCGGUCGAAUUGACACCGUACCUGUACUCCGACGCCCAAUACCGCCGAUCGUGGUCUCACUUACGAACCGUGGAGAAUGGGGAGAAGACAAAGCGAGGUACAAUACUUAAGAAACGCGCUCCGGGAUCAAACCAGAGUAUCGAGGUUGGCGGUGAUCCAAAGCCGACGUUGGAAGAAUGGUGUCAUCGGUAUGCUGCUAGCCAUGCUGGGUUGAAGGUCUUUGCGCUUUCUCGGAGGAUGGUUGGGUUUGAUGAGGAAGGCAUCAAAUAUCGAUUGCGCACUAUGGUUAACGAUACGAACUACCGCGGGCAUCUAAAGGUAGAGAUCAUAACUAAAGAUAGUUUGGUUGAGUGCUACAACGAGGCUAAGACAAAUAAGUGGCGUUUGACAUCGUGGAUACAGAUGUUAUUCACAUUCACCCUCCUAUUCAUCUUUAGCUGGCCGUAUCUGUGGCUGCGGACGAAGCGUUGGGAAGUCGCUGUUGCGGAGUGGCCGUUCUCCAGAAUGGCUGAAGGUGGUACCAAGGAAUACGUCAGCAUUAGUGAGGAUCAAUGGUACAACUUAUGGGGGCGAGCUAUUUGCAAGGCUGUGCUGGAGAAGCGACAAGGAGUGUUGGAUCAGAACGACCUCAGACGAGCGCAAGAGGCUGAACCGGCUUUUGAGACUGGUCACGCCGUCGUUGAUGGCGCGCUUGGCUUGUUCAGGGCUUCUGUGGGUGCUAUGAACGAAGUAAAUCGCCAGUUAGGCUGGGGCAGAGAUUGCUAGAAGUAUUCUCCAGGAGGACUUCGUCGCUGGAGGUAUUUGCGCGUGAGCUUUAUUUAUGGCCUUGCUUUGUUGAUUUUUGGUUGGUUAUUAAUUCGCGCUCCCUUAUGGAUGAAGGUUUCUAUCAUUAUUUUAAUGCCUGGAGUUGGGUGCGCGAUGAUGCUAUUCAGAGGUUAGGUAAUGAAUUUGAGGACCAUUUGCCUAAAACGGAAUAGAGGAAAUGGCGUAUAG